AUGGCUGCUGCUAGAACACUUCGCAUAGGUCUCAUCCCCGGUGAUGGUAUCGGACGGGAGGUCAUCCCGGCCGGAAGACGGGUUCUGGAGUCUCUUCCCUCUUCUUUGAACCUCAAGUUCAACUUUGUCGACCUUGAUGCCGGUUACGACACCUUCAAGGCCACCGGUACUGCUCUGCCCGACAAGACCGUGGACAUUCUGAAGAAGGAAUGUGACGGUGCUCUGUUCGGAGCCGUCAGCUCCCCCAGCACCAAGGUCGCCGGUUACUCCUCCCCCAUUGUCGCUCUCCGCAAGAAGCUGGACCUUUACGCAAACGUGCGUCCCGUCAAGACUACCGUCGGUGGUGGUCGCGACCCCAUUGACUUGGUCAUCGUCCGUGAGAACACCGAGGACCUGUACGUCAAGGAGGAGCAGACCAAGGAGACCCCCAACGGCAAGGUUGCCGAGGCUAUCAAGCGUAUCUCCGAGAACGCCUCGUCACGCAUCUCCACCAUUGCUGGUGAGAUUGCGCUUCGUCGCCAGAAGAUCCGCGAUGUGUCUGCCGCUGGCCGCUCCAAGGCCAUGGUGACCAUCACCCACAAGUCCAACGUCCUCUCGCAGACCGACGGUCUCUUCCGUGAGACUGCCCGCAAGGCUCUUGCCGCUGAGCGUUUCUCUUCCGUCGAGGUUGAGGAGCAGAUUGUCGACUCCAUGGUCUACAAGCUCUUCCGUCAGCCCGAGUACUACGAUGUCAUUGUUGCCCCCAACCUGUACGGUGACAUCCUGUCCGACGGUGCCGCUGCUCUCGUUGGUAGCUUGGGUCUGGUCCCCAGUGCCAACGUCGGUGACGGUUUCGCCAUCGGUGAGCCCUGCCACGGAAGUGCCCCCGACAUUGAGGGCCGCGGAAUUGCCAACCCCAUUGCCACCCUGCGCAGUGUUGCCCUGAUGCUGGAGUUCUUGGGUGAGGAGACCGCUGCUGCCAAGAUCUACGCUGCCGUCGAUGGCAACCUGGACGCCGGCAAGUACCUUUCUCCCGACAUGGGUGGAAAGGCCUCUACCGACGAGGUUCUCAACGAUGUUCUGAAGAGAUUGUAA
Molecule: messenger RNA, 1074 nt
Organism: Aspergillus wentii DTO 134E9
Lineage: Eukaryota; Fungi; Ascomycota; Eurotiomycetes; Eurotiales; Aspergillaceae
Gene: lysB
Product: homoisocitrate dehydrogenase lysB
Exons: 4
Coding region: 1-1074 (357 amino acids)
Biological process (GO): isocitrate metabolic process; tricarboxylic acid cycle
Cellular component (GO): mitochondrion
Molecular function (GO): magnesium ion binding; NAD binding; isocitrate dehydrogenase (NAD+) activity
Source: RefSeq, a predicted model, not a curated record